This is a messenger RNA of Bombus huntii, 2813 nucleotides long. RefSeq names its product protein obstructor-E-like. The coding region runs from base 2034 to 2726 and encodes 230 amino acids. The transcript is spliced from 3 exons. Gene Ontology annotation, cellular component: extracellular region. Lineage: Eukaryota; Metazoa; Arthropoda; Insecta; Hymenoptera; Apidae. Gene Ontology annotation, molecular function: chitin binding. The record is from RefSeq and is a predicted model, not a curated record.
UAAUAUUUGUUCUUAUCAUUUUCGCGCUUUCGUAUUCGUAAUAAAUCACGAACGAAUAACGAAUGACGAGGCGACGUGAUACGUUUGACUUUACAGCGCGAAUCUAAAUUGUUCUGCUUUCGCGGUCAUUGGCCACAGGAUAUCGUUAAAAAAACGAUCGUUUGACGAAAGAAGAAAGCGAAAUUGUAUUUUUAUUCAAAUCACUGAAGGUUCGCGAUCUCCUCUUCGCGUUUCACAAUCGCGAGUAUGUUUCACUCUCACGUCCGAGUCCUAACGUUUCGACGCGUACUUUUUUCAUCGUAAAAGCCCGCGUAUCGAGUCGUUUGCGCAAAGAACCAUCGAUCCUCUUAUCUUAUCAGCGAAACGUACAAAGAUGAUCCGUAAAAUGUCGCGAGAAGUUCUGUCGCCGGGUGUCGGUGAAACGUUUAAAGAUUCGUAAAAUAGUGGCGAAAGAGAAAUAUCACGAGGAAAUUAAAGGAACGUGGAUCAUGUUGACGAAGAGCAUAAACAGAGCGAGAAUAUCGGGCGCCACGCGUAUUCAAAGCAUCCGGAAGAGAACGUGUGCGCAGAAGUAACGAUAUUAACAUUCACGGACCCUUUCAAAGCGUUGCGCAAUUAUAAUUUCACAAACGCGCGUGAAAUCGUACGAACUGUUGUCGAUCGAUAAAAUAACACGGUCGUUCUUCGUUUAUUGCUUCACUUGCGAACGCGUUGAAAGAGAUGGCAACGAACGAAUAGCGUUGAAAGUCGAAACGAAACGAAACGAAACGAACGUUAUAUCGAUAUUUACUCUGCUUGUGACAUUGGUCAUCCUCGAGUCGUUGACCUUCUCUAUUCUUCAAGUCUACGCGUAUCUCUCGUUUUCCCGUUAACAUUAGACAAAUUUGCAUCGUCAACGUUAGAUUAACAUCUAUCAAGAGCCGUACUUGCGGCAACUCUCAGCGAUCUAUUGGAUCUAAAUUUAGCACUGUCAACGCCCAACAUCGGAUAUUUCCAAUUCUCUGUUUCAGUGGCUUUCAACUCAACCAUCGAGAAAACUUACGGAGGAAAAAUUGUCAGAGCACGGAACGUUAUGGCACAGAUUAAUACCAACGUCGGAUGUUAUUAACUUUCUAUGGAAUUCGACGAUCAAUCGACAACAACGUACGACCGGCGUAAUUACGAGCUUAAAUGGAAAAAACGAAACCUACACGAACACAUGUAUCGCCAGCUACUUAAUUGCUAUAACGCGUGCUCUACUCUGCACGCGUUACGUGUAUUUUCAUAGUACGCGCACUCUGCAAAUCUUCGCCUCAUCGAACCUUCCACAAACGCGAGAAAAAAUCCUCGAUCUACGUGCAACAAAACGAAUUCUACUUCUCGCCAAGUAAACGAAUUACUUCCGUGCCACGGACGUUUCCUUCCUGCAGUUGCAGUAGCGAUAAGACAGCCUCCAGCGAUCAAUCUGCCCCUUUGUUCUGCCAGUAAAUUAUCUCGAGCCAGGAGCAACGCGAUUGAAUCGCUGUGUUGAUCGAUGAUAAGCUGUGACCAGAUCGCCUAUUCGCGUACCCGCACAGAGAGGAGUAGGGUGAGAUUGCGCGUUACCCGGAAGUGGCAGGGAUAUUGGUGUCGGUGAUACGCGUCCGUAGCCGAUGGAGAAAUAAGAAGAAACGCGGGAAACAGAAAGCGAAACGGGCGCAGCGAAGGUUUAGGCGGUGAGACAGUAUCGGCAGUCCCGUGGAAGAAAAGCGGCGAUAGCAGAGCGAGCAAGCGAGAAAGAAGUUUCGGCGAAAGGGGGGUGGGGGUUGUGAAAUGCAAGCAAGGAUGCAGAGGUGGUGUGGCAGGCGAAUCAGGACCAGUUUCAGGUCUGCGUUCACGUCAUACCCACGUUGCUACGUGCUGUCGACGGAUCGGAAGAGAAGGAAGAAGAAGAAGAAGAAGAAGAAGAAGAGGAGGAGAAACGGAGGAGUAGCGUGUUUUGGGCCAUUGUGCUUUGAUCAAGGGUUUAGAGGCGAAGGAAAAAGAGAGAAAAUAAAAAAAAUUGAAAAAGGACCAUGUUUCUUCGAGUGUUUUUCCUUUUGUUGGUCAGUGUGGUGACCUUGAGCAGAGCACAGUUUCGGUGUCCCGAGCCAAAGGGUUUCUUCUCGGAUCUGGAACAGUGCGAUCUUUAUUACGCUUGCAUAGACGGCAAGGCGGAGGAGAAGCUGUGCAAAGACGGCCUCGUCUUCAGAGACGACAACCCUAAGAAGGAACUCUGUGAUAUUCCAGCUAACGUGCCUUGCGGUGACAGGACUCUCCUUCAGGAACCACAGCCGAGCAAAGGAUGUCCACGAGCUAAUGGCUACUUCAAACACGAGGAUCCAACCGCUUGCGAUCGUUUCGUGAAUUGCAUCGAUGGUGUGGCGCAAACAAUGCCCUGUCCGCCUGGUCUGAUCUACGAAGACAAAAUGUCCAGCUGUGUCUGGCCAGCAGAUGCCAGUAGAUUGUGCGAGAACGUGAAGAGAGACGUUCUCGACGAUGGAUUCGUUUGUCCCGAUGGCGAUGUGCCCGGACCACUCGGCAGGAUUCUACCCCAUCCUACCUAUCCUCAUCCGGAGGAUUGUGCCAAGUUCUACAUUUGCAAAAAUGGCGUGGUGCCGCAGAAAGGACAAUGCGAGCCUGGUACCGUUUACAGCGAGGACAGCUUCAAGUGUAUGGAUCCGGAGAGCGUGCCUGGAUGCGAAGACUACUACAAAAACAAGAACUGAAUAAAGACAAGGUGCCAGUUACUCAGCGAUCACGUCUGUAACGCUUAAUUUUUUACACUUAGGAACAAUAAACCCGUGAUACACUUA